Thalassophryne amazonica is the source of this 1185-nucleotide messenger RNA. Its product is annotated as small integral membrane protein 32-like. The coding region runs from base 673 to 1011 and encodes 112 amino acids. Lineage: Eukaryota; Metazoa; Chordata; Actinopteri; Batrachoidiformes; Batrachoididae. The transcript is spliced from 2 exons. The record is from RefSeq and is a predicted model, not a curated record.
CUGUUUACGACCUGGUGCGCUGCUGCGUCCUCCAUUAAUCCCUCCUUUUGGCGCAUUUUUGUCACACCGGAUCGAUAAUUUCAUAAGGGACGGGGCCGAAUUGCGCCUAUCCGACAUUUAUCGACCUACACUGGAUGAAAAAUCAACUCAGCUGCAGGGUGGAAGAGGCGCGGUGCCCUUCGCGUGCGCCUUCAUACGCACGGUCAGAGGGGACCUCGCUGUUGCACAUCCCGGCACAGAAAGAAGACAUGUGUGAGCACCGACCCUUCAGCGCCCCCUCCAGACCCCGGAGUCAUCUGGAUUUGACCGCCGUUCAGUCCGCACGUAACGUGACGCGUGCUGUUUGGAUUAAACGUCCAUGAGUGGAAGCUGGUUUUGCGAGUCUUUGUCGGGACUUGGAUGCGCGCUGGUGGAUUUCACAUGUUAGAGUAUUUGUGUUUGGGGGCACUGCGUUAAUGUGCCACCCGUAUGGACAGCAGGCGCAGAUUUAAAGUUAUCGACCCGCCGCGUCUCCAGUCUCCACACCGCGUCCUCGGCGGGGCUGGGGCGGACAGAUCCGGGUACGCAGAGGAAUGCAGAGCCGGGAUUUCGUCUCUUCCAGCUCACCUGCCGAACUCUGCGCAACGCACAUCAAACCGACAGACGCAUCGGGUGAGCGCGCAUGGAUGAGCCAUGCUGAGGCAGAUUCUCAACUCCACCGACGCCCCGGACUUCAACCUGGUGCUCAUGGCCCAGUCAUCCACACAGACCCCCUCCUCCCUAAACGCCUCCCACGGCGGCUCAGUAAGCGUGGCCGCCCUGCUCAGACCCACGACGGGGCGCGGGGGAGGAGGGCUCCGGGAGGGUGAGCUCCACAAACCGGACCUCGUCACCUACAUAGUCAUGUGCCUACUGCUCUUCUUGCUGGUGCUGCUGAUUGUGUUUUUCAUCAACUGCCAGCUCCGCAGCUCCUUCUUCGCCUCCAUGCCAUAUGACAGGUCACUGAGAGAGGCUCGGACCUCCUACAAAUAGGAUGGACCCCUGAGACAGACUGAGACUUUAUGGGGGUUAUGGCUUAUAUCAAGCUGCAGGUUGAACUGCGUCCUGGACACGUGAUGUUUUUGCCUUCAUCAACUUGCCUGGAAUCCUACUGUACAGUCCCAGUCAGUUUUUCCCUUUCCAAACACAACCCCAAUCUAUAUUAUA